AUAGACAUAUAAGUCUGUUAUGACAAUUUACCUGCACUGUAUUGUGCUUACAUUAGGCGCUAUAAACUUUGCAGUGAUGUGAUGAACCUGUUACCAGUAUAUUUGGAUUAUAAAAUGUUUUUCUCAAGAAGUAUAAAUGAAACAAAAGUAUUUUAGAAAUGUUACACAUGCGUGUUCAAAUAGUAAAUCGGUAAUGGUCUCGCAGCGUUACGUUUCUGUAAAGUGAUUAAUUUACAGGAAUAUCGACAUGAAUACAGCAUUAAGUUCAGUCAACAGUGGCGGUGAUAAACGUGUACCAGAAACAACUGUACAAAGCAUAGUACAGAAUUUAACUACUAUAUCAAGUAUGCAAAAUGUGCAGAGUAUCGUUCAAAGUAAUAUGCAAAAUAUUCAAUCAACGCAGCCUAUAGUGGGUUCAGUUGGAACACCUACUAGUCUUGUAGGUAAAUCAAUGACAAUGGAUAUAAAUCCGAAAUUACCUGUUAUGAAACCUGUAGUGCCUUCUGGCACUACGUCUACUUCAGAAACAAAUAAAAUAACCACAACGAUCUGUCCAGUGGGCUCUACGGUAAGAAUAAUAUCUCCAGGUAUGUUAAAUACAAUGGAACGUCAAAAUCAACCACAACCUCAGCAGCUAUUACAACAGGCACAGCAGGUGACAAGCAUACCAGCAACGUAUCAUGUACCCAGGGGACCAGCUGCAGUUGCUAAUAUAUCUGCCCCAAGAUCGACAGUGGCUACUCCUAUUGUUAGAGCUAAUACAGGACAAGCCAUACCUACUACCAGAGCAGGAAAUACAACUAUCCCAAAUUCUCAGUGGCAACCUAAGACAACGCCAAUGGUGUACGCGCAACCACAGAGGCAUACAGCACCUCCGGUCAGUCGAAUUUCAAGGCCACCGUCGUCGGUGUAUACCGGUCAACAACCUCGUUUAAUUACACCUACGAAUCAAGGGAGAUCUGUGCAAGCUACGAUGGUUACUGGAGUUCCUGGCACUCCCUCCAGAUUGAUAGCGCCUGUUCUUCAAGCAAACAAUAGUAUUACCAGAUUACCAGUUUCACAAAGCAGACCAUCUGCUCCCCAGGUAUCGAAUAUAUCACAAACGGCACAAACUGGUAGAUCUUCGACUCAAUCAAUUCAACCUAAUCAACCAAGUAGAUCUCUUAAUACCACUGGCAUUGUGAAUCGUAUAGCUGUAUCGGCACCUGUUGUUGGAACCGCCAAUAGAGUGACUGCUCCUGCUGCAGUUACCGUUCAACAAACAGUCGGGAGACAAUUAUCGAUUAAUACCGUUGCUACUCCGUCAACUGGUACUGUUAACAGGAUCGUAAUUCCUUCUCAACAACAGCAGCAGCAGCAGCAGCAGCAGCAACCGCAGCAACAGCAACAGCCGCAAUCACAAUCACAGGCAGCGCCUCGAGUUGUACAGACAGUGACUUCCUUGUCGAGUCUUAACACAGUGUCACGUGUAAUUGCUACAACAGCAAGUACAUCAAAUACAACACGAAUAUCGCAGCCUACAUCAACGACUGUUGCUAGAAUUACUGGAAUGUCUGUGCAUCCUUUACCCUUAGCACCUGCGAGAGUUACAUCGGCGCCUGCUAAAACGGUACAACCACAAGGUAUAGGACAAACUGUUCAAAUUAAGCCCACUCAACCAUCUGCGUUUCGAGUUUCUCCGGCCAGCAGUACAAACAAUAAUUCGAAUACAACGCCUACUCAACCAGUACAAGGGCAAUAUUUGCACCCUCCACAUACUGCUACCUAUUAUUCUUUCGAGCCCACAGGAACGUAUACUCAAUAUCGUCAAACUCCAAUAAGAUUACUCGUCGAACCUGGAUACGAAGAACCUCACACUAAAACAAAUGCUUCUCCAAGACCAAGUAUACUUCGGAAAAGAGAUCAUGAUAAUUCACCUAUCAAAGGUACGGCAAAGAAUUUAGUUCCUGUGCUCGCAUCUUUACCUCCUGUGACAACGUCCAGUCCACCGUGUUCACCGAGAGGAGACCAAGAUGGUGGAGGUUGUCAGAGUUCUGGAUCUACUACGGUUUCAGCAACAUCGUCACCUGGACUUGACGAGGAACCAGAGCAAUCCAGAAUUACUAUAAAUCCAACAGUCGAAAUGUCACCACGGAAAAAGCCUCGGAAGCAACAACUUACUGGAGUAGAGUUGACGGAGUCACGGUGUACGGAAGAAGAAAUGCAGUUCAUCACCGAAGAUAGAGUGAAAAAAGAGCUUAAGGAAGAACCGAAGGAGAAAUUGUCGGAGAAAAAACAAGCGUCGAAUUUGCAAUGCGACAUUGUUAAAUCUCCUGCCCAACAACCAACAGUUGCGAUACGAGCACGACCUACGCCUAGUCUAUUAGGUCCUUCUUGGAAGAAUAGGUGGGGUAGUAGACUUCAUCAUUACAGAAGGCCAAGCGAGGUUCGGCCUCGUGAGGAAAGGCGACCCACAGUUGCAGAAAUAGCCCAACAGAAACAUGUAUUACAGAAACUAAAUGGCUGGAAAGUAUACCACCUCACUGCACAAAUGGAAGAUAUCGCUGACCUCGAGAAACAAGUACACGAAAAAUUGAAAACGACCCUGACUAUGCUCGAAUCACAACAAAAUGUCAGAAAUAGACAAGACGAUGGUCUGGAACGUGUCAAUGAAUUGAUUAAAGGGAAUAUGCAACGUAGUAGUUUAAUUAGUGAAGGAAUGAAUGAAGCGCGUACGCAGCUUAUUGCUAUAUUUCAACAUAAAGGACCUAUUACAGAUAUUUUACAACGGUGCGGCAAUAAACGAGCUCAAAAAAAGAGAGACAAAUGAGCCAAUUUGCAUAAUGGAUUAACGCGAAUAUGUCUAUAAGAAAUCUUUGCGUAAGCAAAGAUCGAGGAGGAGUUAUUUUUAUCUGUUUCACAGAAUCUAUAUUAUAGGAGUAAAAUAAAUGGUUUUAUAAGUCUAUGAGACAACUGUCACUAA
This is a messenger RNA of Ceratina calcarata, 2962 nucleotides long. RefSeq names its product histone deacetylase complex subunit SAP130-A. Gene Ontology annotation, biological process: negative regulation of transcription by RNA polymerase II. The record is from RefSeq and is a predicted model, not a curated record. Gene Ontology annotation, cellular component: Sin3-type complex. Lineage: Eukaryota; Metazoa; Arthropoda; Insecta; Hymenoptera; Apidae. The transcript has 10 exons.